Messenger RNA from Diatraea saccharalis (sugarcane borer), 3045 nucleotides. NCBI's taxonomy places the organism in Eukaryota, Metazoa, Arthropoda, Insecta, Lepidoptera, Crambidae. The record is from the annotation of a GenBank genome assembly.
AAUGAGGCAGCAAGAAAUGGCGUCGCAAGUUGUUUUUUAAUCGAAAUCAAUGUAUUUCUAAUAAUGCAAUGAGACUGUAAUAACUGUCAGUGCUACUUCGUGUAAAGUUAAACCGUGUCGUCGAUAUCUAAUUGAAGAAAACAGUUUUAUGUAAAUUUCGGUGUUCACAUUGAAACAAUGGCGUCGGAUCAGCCUUUACAAUCCAAUGUAAAAGUUAGUGAAAAUCACGAUUUCGCCGAUGAUUACAACGGCCUGAAAAGCGAUGCAGACGCCGGUGAAGGCUCCAAACGUCGAAGAGUGACUCAUGACUACAGAAAACUUUCGAAAUUGGGAUACGAUCCAAGUGUGUCAACUAAUAUGAAACAUUCACAAUCUCAUGAUUCCAAAGGUAAGAAACGCAAACUUUCCGAUAGCUUCAAAGAACUGUGUGUAUGGGGCGACAACGCAAAACCAGCAAAACUAUCCAAAAUAUGGCCGGUCUUCGAUUCGGGUGGAUUUGGCGAUGCAGUAAUGCUCACUGUACAGGUUCUAAACAAUGCGCGAACGAGAGUCAACCCUCUAUUGCACGGCACCCACGAAUUUUCCUUCAACGAUCUCAUGACUACAGACUGGUUUGGGGGUAUCAACUCGUCCUGGAGACAGUCUCAAAUGGGGUGCAAAUACUCAGAUGAUGAUGUGACUAGAAAAAUUUUCUCAUCUGUGACUAAGCAGUUGAGAAUCAUCAACACACACUUCCAAAGGUCAAUGUUUAAAUACAAGUAUCCGAGAGUUACUAGAUCUAAUGUUCUACUAGAUAACUCUAGCGCAUGGCGAGUGGGCAAUCAUUUUACAGUGACGUUAAAAGCUAUCAGGUUCCAGUCUACGCCUAGAAGAGAGCUCCCGUGCUAUGGCAACUUAGAGUUACCUUUCAAGAUCAAACAGGAGUCGUUUGUGUCACCACAAAUCUAUGCGUCGAUCGGGCGAAGUAUCAAAACUGAAACUGACAAAUUGCAAGAAGUCAAAGUGAAAGUGGAAAGUGACAAAGUGAAAAUCGAAAGUGAUAAAGUGAAAGUAGAAAGAGAUAAGGAAAAGGAGAAGGAAAGAGACAGGUCGUCGCAUUCGUCGCGACAUUCAUCAUCGUCGUCGUCGUCGUCUUGCCACCACUGCCGCCGUCGGGCGCGCAUCAAGCGCUGCUCCAUCGGUGUGCAGUGUCGUAGAGACAGGCCCGGGUUGCCCAGCACCGAUACUUGGGGACCGCUAGCCGAUACCAUCACUGUUAAGGAACUUAAAUACCACAGGCUCAUGAGGGUGGAGACCCAUCCCAACGGCGGUGCUAGUGUAGUGUACCUGCACCAGCGUGAUGUCGACAUGCUCAAUGUACAGCAGCAGGAGGCACUCGCCAAGGAGUUCCUCAAGCUGGUAUUCUCGGAGGACAGCGAGGGGUGGGCUCACUUCGUGUGCGGGGUAGUGCGGGGUGCGGCCGCCUCCCUCCCCUGUCUGCUACAGUACCUCGCCACCACACAUGCUAAUCUUACAGUGAAGGCCGGCGUUCUCGCCCGCGCCUCAGAUAUAGAGACCACCACCGUCAGCAAAUACUACCAACAGGUGCAGCAGACGUACGCGGCGGGCACGUUCAGAUGCGGACCGCUGCACCAGAUCUCUCUGGUGGGCACCGUGCACGAGGAGGUGGGCGGGUACUUCCCGGACAUGCUGAAACUGCUCGGCAACUGUCCCUUCCUCAACCUGACAAUGCCUUGGGGUCCAAUGUCUGCUGUGGAGAUGGAACCGCAGGAAUCUAACGAUGGCCCCAUACUGUGGAUCAGGCCCGGGGAACAAUUAGUGCCCACUGCUGAGUUGGGCAAGAGCCCUAUUAAGAAAAGAAGGACUGGCAUCAACGAAUUACGCAACCUCCAAUACUUGCCGCGGUGGAGUGAGGCGCGCGAGUUCCUGUUCGAGGAUCGAACCCGCGCCCACGCGGACCACGUCGGACACGGACUCGACCGCAUCACCACCGCUGCCGUAGGUGUACUGAAAGCUAUACACUGCGGCGACGAAUCGGACCGCGGCCGCAUCACCAAGGACGUGGUGGCAUUCCACGCCGGAGACUUCAAUAAGCUGGUACAGCUGCUACAGCUGGAUCUGUACGAGCCGCCCAUAUCCCAAUGUGUCACCUGGUUGGAAGAGGCCAAGUUAAAUCAGUUACGUCGGGAGGGAGUCCGGUAUUCCCGGUUACCGUUAUGCUCGGACGACAUAUAUUUCCUGCCGAGGAAUAUCAUACAUCAGUUCCGGACAGUUUCAGCGGUGGCGUCUGUUGCGUGGCAUUUACGAUUAAAACAAUACUAUCCGUCGUCGGAGGCUUCGUCUCCGGCGGAAGAGAGACCGCCGCCCGAGCCGAUACCACCUCCGGAAUCUAAAAAACCAACAUCUAAACACAAGGCCGGCGUCAUAGAGAUGAGAGCUUUGAGUGCUAAGUUCAAAGAGAAACCAGAACUCAAAGUUAACGAAAACAGAAAGAGCUUAGAUGCACCUAUCACAUCAGAGAAGAUGGACGAGAAGAGAGAUAGAGAUAUGAAAAAGCCAGACAUCAAAAUUGAAAAGUCAGAAAAACUCGACAAGGAAGUAAAAACAGAGAAAUCAGAUAAAAUUGAAAGAAGUGAAAACAAAACUGAUAAACGUGAACACAAAAUUGAUAAAAGUGGACACAAAGUUGAUAAAAAUGAACACAAAUCAGAUAAAAUUGAAACCAAAUCGGAUAAAAUUGAGCCCAAAUCAGAUAAAAUUGAACAAAAAUCUAUUAAAAACGACAAAUGCGACAAGGACAAAAAUCACAGGCACGCCUCCGAUAAACACAGAACUGAUCGUUCUGACAAACAUGAUCAUUAUAGGCGGCAUUCCUCAUCGAGAUCGCACAAGUCUCAUAAGUCUGAUCGGCCUAGAGAACAUAAAGAACACAGGAGUGAUGACAGACAUAAACACAGAGAAAAAGACCCCGUGAAAGAUAAACAUGAAUAUAAAACUGAAGGUGUCAAGUUACCAAACGAUGUAGCUCAGAAACCACCGGAUUAG